Messenger RNA from Coregonus sp. 'balchen', 1150 nucleotides. The record is from the annotation of a GenBank genome assembly. NCBI's taxonomy places the organism in Eukaryota, Metazoa, Chordata, Actinopteri, Salmoniformes, Salmonidae.
CGGGGAUGCAAGGUGGACACACUGUAAGCGCGCAGUGGUACUCGAGUUCUCUGCCACCGAUCAUUGAACAACGCGCGACUUUUCGUCCAAAUUUACACAACAGAAAAUUAAAAUGCAGCUAGAAAAGUUGCCACAGGUCAGCAAAACCUCUUUCUCUGUAGCAGACAUCCUGGAUCCGUCUAAAUUCACCGGGAGUCCAAGCAGUACCCAUCCGAGCCAUGGUUCAACUGCUGAGAGUGACGCUGCAAGAGGGACAACAGGUGAGAGAUCUCAGUUCUUCUAUCUAUUUAUUUUGAAAGCUUAAAAGGCUUAAAAGCCAAUUACUUGCUAGUCAUAUUUUAUAAAUACAUAUUAUCCUUAGGUUGAGAUAUAGGGUUAAUGCAUAAGUUUAGUUUAUAGGAGUAGCCUAAUCCCCUACUACAGUAGAUACAGUAGUAUUAGUUAUUUCCCAGUAGAAGGCAGUGUUGGGUUAUUUAUUUUUGGCCUGCCCUCAACCAUUAUCUUUUAUGAAAAGGUUUAUUUCUUCUCAUCAUUAUUCUUCAUCAGCAUUUAACUCAUAUCAUCAUAACUGCUAUUUAGAAUGGUUGAGGUCCCUCUCUAAACUCACUAUUGACAAUAUUCAGGUGGGGCAGCCAUUCCAGAAAGCCAUUCCAAGAGAUUAGAAUUCCAAAGUGGUCCAGCAGCCAGUAACUGCUCCACCACAGUGGACUCAGCUGUGUUGGCGGAAAGUAAAGCGAGCGAGGCUCACCCUGCAUUUGCGUGCCGUAGCCUGGAGAGUUCAAAGGGCAAGUCACGGCGGGUUCGGACAGCGUUCACCUUGGAUCAACUACACAUCCUAGAACAUAGUUUCCACAGCAGCCACUACCUGUCUGUAUUCGAGCGCUAUGCCAUCGCCUUGAUGCUCCGUCUCACAGAGACCCAGGUGAAGAUCUGGUUCCAGAACCGACGCACCAAGUGGAAGACAGAGUGUGAGGGGAAAGGGGUGCCUGAAGAGCAGCUCCAGUGUGGGGUCAGAUACCCCUCACCUCCUCCUGUCUAUCCUACAACCAUACCACUAUACAACAAAAUGCAUUUUCACCAGGGACCACAGAUUCAACUGUUCACACCACCAACCUUCCUCACUCCACAAUACCACCAUCAUCCAUAUUAG